This is a messenger RNA of Misgurnus anguillicaudatus (oriental weatherfish), 4775 nucleotides long. RefSeq names its product CaM kinase-like vesicle-associated a (gene camkva). Gene Ontology annotation, molecular function: protein kinase activity; ATP binding. Gene Ontology annotation, biological process: protein phosphorylation. Lineage: Eukaryota; Metazoa; Chordata; Actinopteri; Cypriniformes; Cobitidae. The record is from RefSeq and is a predicted model, not a curated record.
AGAGAGAGAGAGAGAUCCUCGUGCGCUCUGAGUGCUUGUUUCUGGGUUGGGUAGAGAAGCGCGGAAAAGCGGAAUACUGCCCGAGAUUAUCCACGAGCUCAAACAUCAGGAGACCCUCAAGAGAGGCUUCAGCAGUCGAAAACACACCGUUUAUAAAGGUUUUUCUCGGAAAUUAUCCGAAGCAGCCAUGCCAUUUGGCUGUUUGACACUGGGAGAGAAGAAGGAUUAUAACAGUCCUUCAGAGGUCACAGAUAAAUAUGACCUGGGACAGGUAGUGAAAACGGAGGAGUUUUGUGAAAUAUUCAGGGCGAAGGACAAAAACACCUUGAAAAUGUACACCUGUAAAAAGUUCCUGAAGAAAGACGGGAGAAAAGUACGGAAAGCUGCCAAAAACGAGAUCCUCAUCCUGAAAAUGGUGAAACAUCAUAAUAUCCUGCAGCUGGUCGAUGUCUUUGAGACAAGAAAAGAAUACUUCCUCUUUUUGGAACUGGCCACAGGCAGGGAGGUGUUUGACUGGAUCCUCGACCAGGGCUACUACUCAGAACGCGACACCAGCAAUGUGAUACGGCAGGUGUUGGAGGCUGUGGCAUAUCUCCACUCUCUCCGCAUCGUCCACAGAAACCUGAAGCUGGAAAAUCUUGUCUAUUACAACCGCCUGAAGAACUCCAAAAUCGUAAUCAGCGACUUUCACCUGGCCAAACUUGAGAAUGGUCUCAUUAAAGAGCCGUGUGGCACACCAGAAUAUCUUGCUCCAGAGGUGGUUGGCAGACAGAGAUAUGGUCGACCAGUGGACUGCUGGGCCAUCGGUGUGAUCAUGUACAUCCUACUGUCAGGAAAUCCGCCAUUUUAUGAUGAGACAGAUGAUGACGAGUAUGACAACCAUGAUAAGAAUCUGUUCCGGAAAAUUCUGUCUGGGGAUUACGAGUUUGACUCGCCCUAUUGGGAUGACAUCUCGGAUUCAGCAAAAAGUCUAGUUGCAUGUUUAAUGGAGGUGGACCAAGACCAGAGACUCACUGCACAGGAAGCAAUCAGCCAUGAAUGGAUAUCCGGAAAUGCCGCCUCAGACAAGAAUAUCAAAGAUGGGGUUUGUGCUCAGAUUGAGAAAAACUUUGCUAAAGCUAAAUGGAAGAAAGCUGUUCGUGUGACCACCAUGAUGAAAAGACUCAGGGCUCCUGAUCAGAGUGAUUCUGGGGCAUCUAGUCCAGCACUCGGAGCGUCAGGAGGUCCGGUCACCCCUAGCAUCACCCCUGUUCCCCUGGCUGCCACACCAGUGCCUCCUCGCAGUACCCAGGAGCACCCAGAGGCCCACGGAGAGGGUGCCAUGGUUCCCACACGGUGUAAUGGAGAGAUAUUAACAACCCAGCAGCCUGCUGGUGAGACCAGAGAGGAAUAAAAUGAUAGAUCCUGAAAAAUAUACAGUAGUGACUAAUAGAAGAACAUACAGUAUAUAUAAAUUCAUAUUGAAAACUAAUGGUGGAGCAAAAUUUACUUGUGCUUAGAAGCUUAUAGCCAUUAUACAUUUCAUCUGUGCAAAAAUGUAUAAAGUUACUCCCAGUCCAGUAGCAGUCUAUUUGUAUUUUCUUUAAAUAUAAAUUUGUUACAUUUGAAACCACGCACAGGUAUUUAAACUGUGAAUUGCAACCAAUGGCUCAGUCCACUGAAUUGCAACCCCUCCCAUUCGAAAUGCAUAGUGAAGCUAUGGUAGCCGCCACAGGACAAACAUGUCAUCGUCUGAGACAAUGGCCGUUUCUCAAUCCGAAGGCUGCAGCCUGCGUAGGAUGCAUACGUCAUCAAGCCUGGUUUAUUUAAAGCAACACUAUGUAGUUUUUUUACCUUAAAAUAAUGUCUCUAAAAUUAUUUCAGUGAUAGAACAACUUUUAACUGGACAAAUUGUACUGUUGCUGCAACCUGAGCAGCCUCCUAGCUGCUACAAGCACACUAUGAAAGUGGCGGUGGAGGGUAGGAAACACAGCCCCGCCCCUCCCCCAGCCUGCAGAAGAGUGUCUGAUACCAGGCACUGUUGCGCUUUUCAACCACAUGGGGGAGCUGUAAGUCAUUUUUACAUGGAAACUACAUAGUGUUGCUUUAAAGGGGAGUCCCCAGUGCUUCUAACAACCUAGAAAAUGUGAAAAAGAACAACCCAGGAACUUAGUUUUGGUAAAACAUUCUUUCCUAAAUGUGAAAAAUUAGGUAAUUAAAUUUGUCUCCCCUUGUGAUGUCAGAAGGGGAUCUUAUUAUAAUAAUACUGCCCCUUAAUUUGCAUUAUCCAACCACAGCACCGGCAAAAUAAUUGACAGCACAAUUGAGUUUCAAUUUCAACCAACCGCCAUUAUGGUGAUCAGUGUUUGCAUUUCAUCCAAUCAUUUGCAUUUAAAGGGACACACCCAAAAACGGCACAUUUUUGCUCACAUCUACAAAGUGGCACUUUUUAAACGCUGUAAUAAAUUAUCUAUAUGGUAUUUUGAGUUUAAACUUCACAUGGGUACUCUGGGGACACCAAAGAUUUAUUUUACAUUUUAAGAAAAGUAUUGUGAAAUAUCGACUUUAAAUUAACUAAGCAUUACAUUCGCAAGUCAUAAGCAUAUUAAAACAAUUUACGAUUAACUAAGAAUAGAAACAAGACAGCAGCCUACAAAUGCGACCUACAGCCUUCGGAUUGAGAAACAGCCAAUGUACUGACAAAAUUAACUCUAUAGUAGCGUUUAGGGCUAAGAUAGAAACAUGACGGCACGAAUUGGCGACUUCCAUGUAAGGUAAUAAAAACAAUACAGUUCAUUUUGUAAGGUCUUUAUACACCACUGAUAAGUUAUGUAUAUUAUAUUGCAUUUCUGUCAAAAGAUCAGUGGCGGCUCGUGACUGCUCAUCCGAGGGGCACAAAUUCAAAAUAGGUGUUUGGUGUGUCGUGUGUUGCUUGUGUUUUCAAAACAUGUGUUUGUUGCGUCAUGUGAACCAUGUGUAUCAAGUGUUUUAUCAAAAUAAGUGCCUGCUGCACACACGUCAAAACCGCUUAUGAUAAAAGAGACGCUCACGUUCACAAAAUACACGCAAGACACUCCGUAAACACUAAACUCUGAUUACGCAUGAGAUUAUGUGAGUAUCUUGCAAACGUGAGCAUCUCUUUUAUCAUAAACCCUUUAGACGCAUCUGCAGCAGGCACUUAUUUUGACAAGACACGUGAUGCAUAGGAUCGCUCGACGCAUAGAGCGCAUAUUUUGAAAUUACGAACCACACACAUAAUGGGCUACAUACAUGUUGUGACGAACUUCACAUCGAACGGCCUCGAAAAAAGAAGUCGUUACCGGCCGCCACUGCAUAAGACCCUCCUAAAAGUUACAUAAUGUACCUUUAAUUUUCCAAAUAUGAUGUUGUUAAAAGUUGAAGUCAAAACCCUUGUUGCCAUUUUUUUAAGAAUGUUAUAUGUUAAAUGUUAUGAUCUUUUCAUGAUGGGCUACAAAAUUAAAAUUUAGUAUAAUGUAAAAUAUUUGUUUUAUUUUGGUUUAAAUGUGGUAUGUUACAUGAAACAAAAGGUGUCACAUAUUAUCAAAGCAGUUAUGAAAAAUGAUGUAAUUUUUCAUAUGAUUACUAUACACUCUUAAAAAUAAAGGGGCUUCACAAUGACAUAGAAGAGCCAUUUUGGCUAAAACGUUCCAUAAAGAACCUUCAUCUUUCUGUUUGAAAAAAAGCUUCUUUGAGGAACCAAAAAUGGCAUCGAUGUGAAGCACCUAUAUUUUGAAGAGUCUUGGUAGCUAAAUAGCCUGUCUGUUUAAUUAUUUUUAUAAUAAAAUAUUAUAAUACUGUCACUGUACUUUACCAUCCCUCUAUUAUUAUCACUACCAUCACUUCAUUGUUAUCAUAUUUGCUGCUGUUUUUGUUCUGCUGAAUCAAACUUUGCUCUGCUGUACAAUUAUCUUGAAUUAUGUAGCUGUUUUUUAUUGAGUUUGCCCUUGUAUUUGUAUUCUGAAGAGCACUGCAUUUAUACUGAAUAUAUUUAGCCUGAUACUUUGAAGCCUAAAGGUUUCCAGAAGAUUCUAUUAAUGUGCAGUACAUAUGAAGCAAUAUGAAUAUUGCUGUAAUACUGUGAAACCGCCAUACAGGUAAUAAGAUGUUCCUGCCAUAUUUCAUACAGGUAGCCAAGCAAUCUGCUCUCAUUGGUCGUUUGUAUAUUCAACAUGAUCUCACAGCUGUACAUUAUGUUAAAUUAAUGUAUUUUGCCAAAACCCUGGAUUUAUUUAUCAUGUCCUUGUGCAGAAAGAGUAAUCAAGAUGUCGUUAGACUGUAUAAUCCCAUUGUAGCUACAGGACAAGUGUUCAUUAUGGCCUAUGUAUUUGUUGUUUGUUUUAAUUGUUGUGAUCAAACCGAAUAGAUGCCAAACAGAAAUUUUAUUUUACAUGGAUUUUGGUAAAUAUACUUCUUAGUGUAUAUAGUUUUCUCUGAGUUUUAAUGUAUUACCGCAGUAUUGAAAAAAUAUAUAUAUUUGACCUUUAUGUGCAUUUAACAUGUUAAAUUGAAAUCUUUCAGUCAUAAUUUUCUCUUGUUUAUGCUGUGUGAUAAGAGGCUCUGUGAACAUUGAAAUAUAUUUUCUGCGAAAAGGUUUUAUGUAGAAGACAGAGCAGAAGUAAAACCUUGUCCGUAAAGAAAUUAGGCAGAAGUGAUUGUGUACACUAAAGAAAAAUUGUGUAUUUCAUCACUUUCAUGUAUCAGCUCGACCUAUUAUGUCAUGUUUGUGGCUUCUGUAUUUUGGUACUUGAUGUGCAGAAUAAAUGUUUUCAACAGUG